GAGAGAGUGAGAGAGCAGGGGAGAGAGAGAGAGAGAGAGUGAAAGAAAGAAAGAGGUAAAACAAAAUAAAAGAAAUAGUGAUAUAGUUUCUGGUGGCACUAAGGAACACUGGACAUACAGAGUUAAUGGUAUCAACUUGUUGAUAGUUUAAAUAUAUGACAUGAGGUGUUGAUUAGACACCUGGAGAUGGAAAACUUUAAAACUUGAGUGAACUAUGGAAGACGAGCCCAUAUUUUUAGUUAAUCCCAGAAGUUUGUAUUUCUGAGUGACAUAAAGCAUUGCUGUGUGGGUGAUUCCACUAUUGGUGUACCAUUUAACCCUUAUAAUUUCUGCAAAAUGAAAAAUCAUUUUCCAACACUAAUUCUCAAAAAAAAAAAACAUGCAUUUAGCCAUAAAAUUCUUUAUGGCUUUAAAUGUGUUAACCAAGGGAAAUUGUAAUGCUACAAAAGACACUCUUGACAAUUCUGUGCCACUUUGUGGCAACAGUUUGGGAAAGACUCACAUAUGGGUGUGACAGUCAUGUGUUCACAUAUUUUUGGCCAUAUAGUGUAGCAUAAUCUAAUCAAAAAAGAUAUUUGAAUUUUUGCAGUCCUGCAUUUGGGGCAUUAACUAACUACACUUCUAGACCAAUAGCCAUUCUGUGUGACAGUGAAGUGAUGGUGACCUCCAAACUACCUAUGUACAUGUGAAGGGAAUUAUUUAUAGCAUACUGUAUUCUGUAGUAGAGUGCACAGUGGCUUAGUGGUUAGCAGGUCUGCCUCACACCUCCAAGGUUGUGGGUUCGAUUCCCACAGCAGUAUACUGCCCUGUGUGUGUGGAAUGUGCUGGUUCUCCCUGUGCUGCAGGGGUUCCUCUGGGUACUCUGGUUUCCUCCCCCAGUCCAAAGACAUGCAUUGUUGGAUGAUUGGCAUGUCAAAAUUGUCCAUAGUAUACGAAUGUGUGUGAGUGUGCCCUGUGAUGGAUUUGUACCCUGCCUUGUGCCUGAUGCUCCCUGUGAUAUGCUCCAGGUUCAACCCUGUCGGAUAAACAGUACAGAAAAUGGACGGAUGGAUGGAACAAGCACAUAUGGGCGUGAUGUCAGGUGUCCACAAACUUUUAGCCAUACAGAGUAGUAUUCACUGAAGAUUAGUCACAGGACGCAACGAUAAGGCGAGCGGAACCAUUUAUCCGCCAGCUUAAGUUUCCGCUGGGGCGCGUUUGUGCUGCACAGCGGAGUAUGACAGUUUGUAAACACAUUCAGGGAUGCUGAAUGUGCUGUUCCGGCAUUGGCCAGAGGUGAUGUAAUACCCUCUAAAUAAUGCAUGGCCUUAAGAAAGUGAAAGACCAUGAGGCAGAAAGCACAGGCAGAGGAAAUCGAUGUCAGUGUGAGAGAGAGGGAAACCUGCAAGAGUCUGGGCAGAAGACAGCAUCACACAGAAAGAAAUAGCAACAGACAGUGGAGAACCCCACCUCAGAACAACGGGAUGAUCUGACCACCUCCAAAACCAGGAUGUUGAAGCCUUGGGUGGACCAUUGCUCCGUACACCACAUUUCAGUCCCUUUCAUUGAGAUAUUGCUGCCUCCUGACUUGAACGCAUGCAACACCUAAGCUAAACAACACCAUGAUGGGAUCGAACCACCAUUCUUAGCCACCACUUUUCUUAAAACAACAGAGACAGCAACAUUAAGCCGUGCCUUAUUAAUGGUGUCUGGAAGGGAUUCCAGCCUUUGAGGACAGCCAGUUUAGCCAGGCUUCUUCUUGGGCCUAGAUGGCAGAUGGUGCAUCUUUGUGGCCUUGAGGCAUGUGGAUCCUCUCCUUCUGAAGUUCACAAUUACAAAGAAUCCAUCUGCCUUCUCUGUUCCUCUACCUCUUCUUUGGGGCUUAGACUUCGGAGGUGAUGGAGGGAUCAGAGGUUGAGGACAUCAGUCCAGCCCUUGAGGCGACAGAGGAUUACCUGCACUGCUUGAACAGUGCUCAAGAAACUGGACAAGUUUGCCCUCCCAAACUAAAAGAGGUGUUGACUCUGGACAAGUUGAACUCCAGUGGGGUAUGGGGGUUGCUCACUGGGGAACAGCCGGAGAUAUCGUCUCACAACCUAGCCUGGGCUGAACAAACGUCCUUCAGUGUGCUAGGCCUAAAGAACGGGAAGAGGAACCGAGCACGUUCUACCAAUGAUUUGGCAGCCCAUGCCAAAGAGACCAACUCAACCAGUUCAUCCAGUGGGGGCUUCAAACGAGGGCACAACAGAUCUCGGUCAGAUGUCAACUACCGGUCGUACACUGAUAGCGGCGUGCCAGCUAUUGACAAGAACACGCUUAAGAACAUGGCAUUAAAUAAUCAAAUGGAAGGCAAUAAGGAGAGCACCACCAGUCUGGUAAAACAGGGGAUUUUGGAGCACAGGGAGGGACCUUGGGGCCGCUGGAAUACCUGCCAUGUGGAGCUCACGCCCUGCGAGUUGCGGGUCUACAGCCUGGACAGCAGCGGGAACAGGCAGCUGUGUACAGCCCUGUCACUGUCCCAUUGCCAGAGUGUGGGUGCGCCUCAGCCUCAGGACGGGCGCGUGCUACAGGCUCUUUUCUUCAACAGCACUCGGUUGCAGCUCCGUACUCCCUGCCAGUGGGAGGCUCUGGAGUGGCGCCGGCUCCUUUGGGAACGUGUCCUGGUUGCCCGUCCAACUAAUCGUAAGGGCGAACUGUCAUCUUCUGCUUCUCCAAAUCCCCAUGAACUGGAUCCCAAUGCAGUCUCUUUGCCAACCUCCCGUCCACUAGUCCGUCCGAAGGCCCUGCCCCUGUUCACCCAGCACUGUGCUGAUGUACUCAAAGUAGGCCUCCUGUACCAACUCAGCGACCUCAACAACUGGAGCGCCUUCACCUUCGUGCUCAGCCGCACCCAACUGCAGGCUUUCCAAACCGAGGGCCGAGGGCCAGUGUGCGAGCCCGUGCUGCGGUAUUCUCUUGCCUCCUGCUUGGCUGUGCAGCGGGAUGAGGCUGAUGGAGGAGUCUGUGCCCACUUCCAGGCCAUCUUCCCGGAUGAGGUGCUGCGUCUGCGGGCUGAGAAUGAGCCCCAGGCCCAGGACUGGGUGGAGGCCCUGCGCACAGCCGUGGCUGCCCAGAGACCUCAAGGGGAGAGCAGCCGUAUAGCGCCAUCUGGAGUGCUAAUGAGGAGCAGACCAGCCCGAGAACGUCGCCAAAGGGAGGCCCAGAGAACCAAGCGCCAGUCUGUUACAACAAGCUUCCUGAGCAUUCUGACUUGUUUGGCUGUAGAGAAAGGCCUGACUGCUCAAAGCUUCAGAUGUGCAGGAUGUCAAAGACCAGUGGGUUUGUCACGAGGCAAGGCCAAGGUUUGCUGCUACAGUGGAUGGUACUAUUGUCAGAGCUGCCACCAGGACAACCUCUUCCUUAUUCCUGCUCGACUGCUGCAUAACUGGGACACAAGCAAGCAUAAGGUGUCCAAGCAAGCUAAGGAGUUCCUGGAGUUUAUAUACGAGGAGCCCUUGCUGGACGUGCAGCAGUUGAACCCAGGCCUCUACGAACACUCGGAACCUCUAGCUGCUGUGCUCAAGCUGCGGCAGCAACUCAAGUCUCUCAGGGCUUACUUAUUCAGCUGCCGAGCCACAAUAGCGGAGGACCUGCGCCGCAGGAUUUUUCCAAGGGAAUACCUGCUACAGAACAUUCACCUGUACUCUCUGGCCGAUCUCCAGCAGGUAAUAGAUGGGAAGCUGGCUCCUUUCCUCUCCAAAGUGAUUAAGUUUGCCAGUUCCCAUGUGUACAGCUGCAGUCUGUGUCGCGAGAAGGGCUUCAUCUGUGAGCUCUGCCACAAUGGUCAGAUCCUCUACCCUUUCCAGGAGAAUGCCAAGAGGUGUGAGGGAUGCGGAGCGGUGUUCCACACCGAGUGUCGGAUGCGUGCGCAGCCUUGUCCGCGUUGCGUUCGUCGUGAGCUGCACAAGAAACCCUCUUCGUUCUGGAAGAAGCACAACCACAGUGAGAGCCCCGACGAUGACUGCUGCUUCGAGCUCGACACCUGAGCCAAAGCGUUGUGAGCGAGGGAGCCUCGCUCCCAUUUAGGCCGCUCCUGCAGGCCUGUUUUCUGACCAACAGCUAACUGCUGCAUGAGUCUCUGCAUGUGCGUAUCCACGAGUGUCCACACUCUGUGGGCCAUGUAGAAGAGCUCUGUGUUUGUUGAUAAGGAACAGAAGGGUCUUGUUUCUCUCUCUCUCUCUCUCUCUCUCUCUCUCUCUCUCUCUCUCUCUCUCUCUCUCUUUCCUUCACUCUCUCUCUCUUUUUCCUUCUCCUCUCACCUGAGGGAUAGGGUACAUGCAGACAAUACUUCAGUCCCUGAAGAGGAGAGGUUUCAUAAUGAUACCAAUUUGCCCUCUCCUUUCAUCUACCAAAUGACAGCCGGGCCAACCGGCAAACGCGGAACCGAGUGGAGUACGCUCUCAUACUAGCGUGUAAACACACUCUAGCAGUCUGACGCAAAAUAAUGCAGUCUCUGGAAAUCCAAGGCCAAAUCAUUUCCUCUGCACAACAGAGCAUCUAAUCCAUUAAUGGCCACGCUCGAAUCGGAUGUAGAAAAUCUCUCACACACACACACACGAGAAAAGUCUUAGAAGUUAUUAUUCAACAUAUAGACUCAACAUGAAGAUCCACAUUACACUUGACUGUCUCCCUCGCUGCAUUCCUACACACCCUCUGUGAUUAAUCUAUUUAAUAAAGGAAAAGAAAUUAACAUGGGUUUUUUUUAGUCGACUACAGUGGAGAAAGCUUAGUGCUGUAAUUACCACUGGACAGAGGACUAAGCCUUAGGGAAGCACCUGUUUUUUUUUUUGUUUGUUUUUUUUUAAAAGAGGAAUUUUAGGAACAUAAUCUCAUGCACAAUGGUUUGGACUCCUGUGAAGUGACUCUAGUCAAAGGCAAUGUACAGAGAGGUUGGCAUCUCGUCCUGUACAGCUGGAACUGAAGUUUUUCGCUGCUCAGUGCCACUGCCUAUAUGCAGCUGAGCCACGGUCCCUUUGCCAACUGCUGGCUUUUUGAUUACAAACUACCCUCGGCCACAAGGUCCCAAAUUAUAGUCCAGAGCGCUGGGGCUUUGUUUAGCAUUGGUAGACCUAGUUCAGCAAGGAUCGCAGAGAAAACCCGCCCGCUGACGGGCUCGUUACUCACGUCGUCCACCCAUACCGCAGGAUUGGAUCCAUAUGAGUCGCUCGUCUCACUGGGUGUGCGUUCACACUCCAUUUUCCGGCUACUUGAACUAAGCACUGGCAAUAAGAUCACUCAUUUUGCUUUUUUGCUGCCUUAUUUGACCUCUUGGUUUUCAUCGUCGUUUUCCAAAGGGACAAUGAUUUGACAAUGCAGAACGACACAUGCUUUUGCCUGAAUUAAAAUGUUUUCCCGCUUAUGCAAAUUAGAUAGGCUAAGUGACCUUUUUCUUGUGCUAAAAAAAAAAUAAUAAAUCCCCAAACUUCUUAUUCUCACCAUUUACCACUUUUUUCUUUCCCCCUUUUGCAAACAUGGAGGCGAGGUCAGGAUCAGACAUCGUACCAGCAACAUAGAAGCUCGCAGUAUAAUUCUUUUUGUUUUUGUCCCCCCCCCCCCCCCCCCCAUUCUGUAAACGUCAUAGGAUAAAAUUAUUUAUUGUUCUGACUUGUGUGCAGUGAUGAUGGAUAGAUGAAGUCCAGAGGGAUUCAGGUCAAGGUCAACCCGGAUGUACACGUCUGUUUGUUUUUUAUAAUUUUUUAAAAUUGUAUUAAAUUAUGUUUAUUUGUUUACUGCUUUGUAAAAAUGUUUACAUCAUGUGUUUCACAGAGAGCAGCUUCUUUUUUUUUUUCUUUGACAUUUGCACCAAGAGUACAUUUGUGUUUAAUUUUGAUAGAGUUGAAGGAACGGGGUUGUGUGUGUGUGUGUGUGUGUGUGUGUGUGUGUGUGUGUGUGUGUGUGUGUUUGGUUACUAAAUGUACACGGAAAGACUGAAGAAUUAUCGUGCCACGUGUUAAUAAUUGCUCUAAAUUUGACUGUAUUAAUUGAACCUCUUUCUCGUACACACUUUGCCUGCCUUAAACUAAAAGCCAGUACAUCUGCCUGUUGAUAAUCGUCUGUUAUUGUACAUUAGUAAUACACUGAUGCAGUUUGUUUGAGACUAAUGGGUUCUCAUCGUCCAAUCGUUAGUUCAGACAAAAACUUCCUGAACUGUUUAUUGUACAGUGCUUUCGAUUAUUAGACCCCAUGUCUAUUUUUGCUGAAGUAGGUGACUUUCGAAGCAAGUUUGCACAAAACACUGGCAUUUUGAAUAUCUUCUGUACCACAAAGCCUGUCCUGGCACUUUUACUACAUCCCAAUUAAUGUGUUUAGAUUGAAAGAUGGUUCGUUGUGAGUAUAUUGAUUAGCAGAGUUGCACUAGAUAGUCAAAGGAAAGCUUCUUUAAUUAUCUAGACAGGUAACAAAUUGCAGGAAAAACCAGCAGGAAGUGACUCGGUAAGCUGUUGAGCCACCAGAUCAGCUUAAGUGCACCUUGGCUUAGAUUCUCUAGAACUGUACUAGAGUGAUUAGCACCAUUCUUCCUAAAGAUAUUCCAUCAGUUAAUGUUUUGAUGAGGAGGAGGAUGCGUCUAACAGAUCACUCCAAAAUCUCUGGUAGGUGUUCGAUAAAGUUGAGAUCUGAUGAGAGGGGGGGCCGUAGCAUAUGAUUUAUAUCCACACCAAACCGUUCAGCGAGUCCUCAUGACCUGUAAAAGUGGGCGGAGUCAUCCUGGAAGAGACCCUGCCCAUCAGAAUACAAAUGUUCAUUAUAGGAUAAAGAUGAUCAGCCAGGAGAACUUUGCCACUGGGUUUUUCCUUUAAUUUUGUCACCCAUCUGUAUGUCACCUUCUGAAUUCCAUUAGAAGUGUUUUGUUUUUGUUUCAUUUCUAACCAUAAAUGCUUGAUUUUAGAGUGACGGGAAGAUCCACAAAAAGUUUCCUAGACUGACCCGAGAUGUCGUGUUUAACUAUACACGAACCAUGUGUAGUAUUAUUGGUUAGUCUGGAAUGGAACUUAUUCGCACUGUUGUAAAGUUAUCUUCAGGGAUUUUGGUUAUACCGCGAGAGAGAGAAACAAACAAAACAAGGGAACUGAGAUUAGUGGAUGUACUUUCAUUUCUUUUUGUACACCGUUAUUGCAGGUGAAACAUGCUCUCGUCUAUAACGGUUUAAUCCACUCUGCUGUGCUCUGUUGUAUAUAAUUCAGUGAUUCAUAUCAGCAGUUGAUUUAAACAGUAUUUAUUGUAUUUAUGUUCUAUUUAUUUUCAACUGUGUCUGGGCCUGAUCCUGCUUUUACUUCCUGUUCUGUCAUCCAAAAACUCUACAGCACAUAACAUUUUAUGCAAAUCUAACAAAAAAAAAAAAGAGGAAAAAUCUUAGUGUUUCCAUAUUGGCUCCUUUUGUUUUCUUUUUGUCACUGAUACCAAUAAAGUAAGUCACCUAGCAA
This is a messenger RNA of Ictalurus punctatus (channel catfish), 7439 nucleotides long. RefSeq names its product pleckstrin homology domain containing, family M, member 3 (gene plekhm3). Bases 1878 to 4004 code for a protein of 708 amino acids. The record is from RefSeq and is a predicted model, not a curated record. Lineage: Eukaryota; Metazoa; Chordata; Actinopteri; Siluriformes; Ictaluridae. The transcript has 9 exons.